AUGUUGUUCGACCGUCGCCUCGUAGCCGGUCUGGCUGGCCUUGUAGCCGCCACCGGAGUCAAUGCCGCAUGCUCUUCUAAGCUAGUGAUCGACGACUUUACCACGUGGCUGGACGGUGUCAACAAUCUGGAUUCGCAGAAUGGAGACGAUGGGACCAUGACGGCCAUUGCUGCCGCUCCCGGCCAUGUUGACUUCAUCCCGAAGGAUGACGGUUCCUACUAUUACGAGUCCUUCGAAUGCAUACAAGCCAUUACCGAGGGCUACAACGCCAUCGAGUUCACCGUUCAGGGGCCCGCUGGAGGCUCGUUUGCUUUCGAGCUACAGACGACAGCAAGCUGCAGCACCAGCCAGGAAGGAAGCUACAACAGCUCCUGGAACAUUGUGACCGACUUGACCGGCCAGCGUCAGACGGUCACUCUGCCCCUUGAAGGAUGGGAAGACUCGCCAAACUACGACGGAAUCGUCGGCCUGGUGUGGUCAACCUUUUCUCAGACGGAUGUUGUAUGGUCGGUUGGAAACGUCACCCUCCUCUGCGGCGGUGGUGGUAGUGGGGAAUCCACUGCGCCGGGCUCAAGUAAGCAUCGACGACUAGUUCGGGGAGGCAAUUUCAAUGGACGGGCUAACGAGGCCCGGGCAGCGGCGCCGCCGACCAGAACAUCCAGCCUACCCACGACAUCCAGGGCCACUACGCUCCCGCCAACCGUCACGUCCAAGCCAGGCACCUGCUCGAACUUGCUGAUCGACGACUGGGAGUCCCAGUCACGCCUGACCUUCCUUGGCUACAACGCUAUGCUCCAGACUUCGAGCGACGACGCGACCAUGUCUUCGGUUGUCGUCAGUGAUAACAGGGUCAUGCUGACCCCGGUCGACGACGAUUCGUACUUUUACAGCCAGUUUGGCUGCCUCGACACCAAAGGCCAGUACGGCGGCAUAUCGUUUCCUAUCAGGGCAGCAAAAGGAACUAGCUUUUCCGUGACCGUGACGUACGCGACCACUUGCGGCUCCGGCAGGGACAAGGAGGUCACCCUGACGACCUCGCAGCUGAAGUGGACAUUUGAUGGCACCGAAAAGCUCUACUCCUUCCCCUUUUCCGCUUUUACUGGCGUCGACACCAGCAAACUCACCAUGGUCUACUUCGCCGAGUUCAGCGGUGCCGUCGUUUUUGGGCCUAUGUCCUUCUACUGUGGCACCACCGCGUCCGAGUAUACCAUCCCGGCAGGCCCCGCGACGUCGCCGCCGAUCACGCGCUCCACGACGUCGGCUCCCGCGCCGGCCAAGACGCUCUUGAUCGACGACUUUGCCAACUCCGAGACCAAUGCCCUGGGGCGAGUGGCACGGCGCCGACGAAGAAGGCCUGACGACUACCUUUGGAAACAAGUGCAACCCGGACAUCAAGCCGUACCCCGAAACCUGGACUCGCUCGAGGCGGCGCGCUACAGCACAGCCAGCGACAUCUACAUGCCCAUCAACCACUUCAACGUCAACCUCACCCGCAUCAUCGGCUUCGCCCUCAAGGGCUUCUACAGCACCCAGGACACCAAGAUCACCAAGAUGGAGAUCGUCGACUCCCUCCCCACAGGCUGGAAGGUCCCCACAAAACUCGCCUCCGGCAACCUCGUCUUCUCCUGCACGCGGCCCAACUCCUUCGCCGUAGCCAUCGACGACGGCGACCCGCAGUUCGCCGCGCGCGUCAUGGACAUCAUCAAGCAAGCCGACAUCCCGGUGACCUUCUUCACGGUAGGGCUGGCGCUGCUCGACACGACCAACGGCCUCGCCGACAUCUACAAGGGCAUGGCGGCGCAGGGCCACCAGAUCGCGCUGCACUCGUACACGCACCCCAAGAUGGAAGGGCUCCCCAGCGAGGCCGACAUCGACUGGGAGUACAACAACGACAUCGGCGCCGUGCGCCAGGUCUUUGGCAGCGACUCCGGGCCGGGCCACUCCAACUACUUCCGCCCGCCGUUCGGCACCGAGGGCGCGCGCAUGCGCCAGCGGUUGGCGGCCACGCUGGAUGACCCGUCGCCGUAUAUCGUGCAGUGGAGCAUUGAUAUCGAGGAUUGGAUCUGGGCCGAGAGUGAUACGCCCGAGAAGCAGCUCGAUGCGUUCAAGCGGGAUGUGGAGGCCGGUGGGAACUUGAUGGUGAUGCAUUACUUGUAUAACUCGACGGUGGAGCUGUUGCCCGAGUUUAUCAGGAUUGCGAAGGGGACGGGGAAGACGUUGAUGAGGGUUGAUCAGUGUUUGGAGGAUCCGAACGCGCCGCCUCUUUAG
Molecule: messenger RNA, 2268 nt
Organism: Chaetomium globosum CBS 148.51
Lineage: Eukaryota; Fungi; Ascomycota; Sordariomycetes; Sordariales; Chaetomiaceae
Exons: 3
Coding region: 1-2268 (755 amino acids)
Biological process (GO): carbohydrate metabolic process
Molecular function (GO): hydrolase activity, acting on carbon-nitrogen (but not peptide) bonds
Source: RefSeq, a predicted model, not a curated record